Molecule: messenger RNA, 207 nt
Organism: Micromonas commoda
Lineage: Eukaryota; Viridiplantae; Chlorophyta; Mamiellophyceae; Mamiellales; Mamiellaceae
Exons: 1
Biological process (GO): gamma-tubulin complex localization; microtubule nucleation by interphase microtubule organizing center; mitotic spindle assembly
Cellular component (GO): spindle; gamma-tubulin ring complex; centrosome
Source: RefSeq, a predicted model, not a curated record
ACGACGAUGGACAACGUCGCCGUGUACCAGGCGAAGGAGACGCUGGACAUCGCGCACGAGAUCUCCAAGCUCCUGGACUGCGGCCUGGACAAGGAGAGCCUCGCCAUCCUCAUCGCUCUGUGCGAGAACGGGGUGAACCCCGAGGCGCUCGCGGCGGUGGUCAAGGAGCUGCGCAGGGAGGCCGCCGCGCUCCAGGCGGACGCGUGA